Ziziphus jujuba (common jujube) is the source of this 3014-nucleotide messenger RNA. RefSeq names its product pentatricopeptide repeat-containing protein At3g61520, mitochondrial. The coding region runs from base 277 to 2541 and encodes 754 amino acids. NCBI's taxonomy places the organism in Eukaryota, Viridiplantae, Streptophyta, Magnoliopsida, Rosales, Rhamnaceae. The record is from RefSeq and is a predicted model, not a curated record. The transcript has 2 exons. Gene Ontology annotation, molecular function: protein binding.
UUGAAAGAAACCUCAGAAAAAUUAAAAAAAAAAAAAAAAAAAAAAAAAACAAUAAUAAUGAGCUCCAUCACCAUGACCGCUGGUUUUUAUGAUCAUCAGAAUGUUGAGAGACCAGUAUACCCUCUUCUUUUAUUUGCGGAAUGAUUAGAUGAGUUUCUGUACAGAGCUCUCGAAAUGGUAUAACAAAAAAUCACUUUCUUUUAUUUGCUGAAUGAUUCCUGCUUAGAACGUUGAAACAAUUAACAAAAAAAUCAAUUUCUUGCUCUGAAAAUAACAAUGGCAGCGAGAUUUGCAGCAAAAGCAGAGCAAUCAAAACCUCUUCUCCGAUUCCUUAAACCCAAUAUCCCAAAAACCCAUUCUCAUUUACUCCUCCGCCACCUAUCCACCGAACCCAACAACCCUCUGCAGAAACUGAACAACGACGACGAAGAAAAAUUCAUAGCUCAAGUGGUUCAACUACUCUUCUCCAACUCCGCCACUCCCUCUCCUACCCGACUCUUCCGUAUCGCUUCUCGCUUGGACUCCUCGUCUAAAGCCCUCCAGUUUUUGGACUACCUACAAUCGAAUUCGCCAACCCCAGAUAAAAUCUCGCUCUCUUUAACGUUCCAGGCGGUUCUGUAUGUUGCUAGCCGAGAACCCACUUCGCAAAGUAAGCUUCUUGAGCUCUACAAGGCGUCAAGAGAGCGCGGCAUUGCGCUAACCAUCAAUGCCGCCAGUCUUCUCAUCCGGUGUUUUGGCAGGGCUGGAAUGGUGGACGAGUCGCUUCUAGUGUAUUACGAACUCGACCCUUCUUCUAAAAACACGCCUGUUCGAACUCUGCUGAUUGGUGAGCUGUUGAGAUAUGGGCGUGUCGAUGAUGCGAUCCAGGUGCUCGAUGAAAUGCUCGAACCAAAUGCAGAAUUCCCGCCGAAUGAUGCUACGGGUAAUGUCGUGUUCGCGAAAUUGUUGAAGCGAGAGCGACCAGGGAGGCACGUCAGUGAUGAGGAAAUUGUUGGGUUGGUGUUCAAAUUUGGCAAGCACGGCGUGUUUCCUGGUAAAAUAGAGCUUACGCGGUUGAUCUUAAAGUUGUGUAGGAACGGGAAGACUGAUCGUGCUUGGGAUGUUUUAGAUAAUGUGAUGAAGUCGGGCGGUCUUGUGGUGGCUGAUUCCUGCAAUGCUCUUUUGACAGGUUUGGGAAGAAAACAUGAUUUUAAAAGAAUGAAUUUACUUAUGGAAGAAAUGAAAGAAAGGGAUAUUCAGCCUGAUGUUGUUACUUUCGGCAUUGUUAUUAAUUAUUUAUGCAAAUCUAGGAGAGUUGACGAGGCAUUAGAGGUGUUUGAAAAAAUGAAGGGAGGAGGAGAUAAUGAUAAGUUUUCAGUUGAACGUAACGUUAUCAUUUAUAACACUUUGAUUGAUGGACUCUGUAAAGUGGGGAGGCAAGAAGAAGGACUGCAGUUGAUGAAACGGAUGAGAUCGGAAAAUGGAUGUGCACCCAAUGCUGUUACCUACAAUUGUUUAAUUGAUGGGUUUAACAAAGUUGGGGAGAUUGAGAGGGCUCGUGAGCUUUUUGAUGAAAUGAAGAAGGAAAAAGUGCCACCAGGUGUAAUUACUCUCGGUACAUUGGUUGAUGGUAUGUGCAAGCAUGGAAGCGUUAGUAGUGCAGUUGAGUUCUUUAAUGAAGCGCAAAAGGAUGGUCUGAAAGCCGACGCGUUCACCUACAAAAACUUAAUCUCUGCCUUUUGUAACGUCAAUAAUAUUAACAAGGCAAUGCAAUUGUUUGAUCAGAUGUUAAGUGAUGGAUGCACCACCGAUGCUAAGGCUUACUGCUGCUUGAUAUCUGGUCUUUGCCUAGCAGGAAGGUUGGAUGAUGCUAGCCUUGUGGUUUCAAAGUUGAAAGAGGCUGGGUUCUGUAUAGAUGCCAUUUCUUAUAAUACCCUGAUUAAUGGUUUUUGCAAGAAGAACAAGCUGGAGAAAGCUUAUGCGAUGCUUAAGGAAAUGGAAGAUGAGGGAAUUAAACCAGAUGUUGUCACAUACAAUACCUUGAUAUCCCACUCAAGCAAAACUGGGAAUUUGGAAACUGCUUAUAAAUUGUUGAGGAAAAUGAUAAGUGAUGGUCUUGUCCCCACUGUUGUCACUCAUGGAGCCCUGAUACAUGGCUUUUGCUUAAGUGGCAAUAUUAACACAGCCAUGAAAAUUUUCAGAGACAUGAGUUCUUCAUCAAAGGUUCCUCCAAACACUGUAAUAUACACUAUGUUGAUAGAUUCUCUCUGCAAGAAGAGCGAAGUAGAACUUGCAGUUUCUCUGAUGGAUGAAAUGAGAGUUAAGGGUGUGAAGCUGGAUACCACCACAUACAAUGCUAUGUUCAAAGGCCUUCGGGAAAAGAAUUUAUUAGAUAAAGCAUUUAAGUUUAUGGAUCAAAUGGUUGAGCAUGCUUGUGGUCCUGAUUACAUAACAAUUGAAAUUCUUACUGAAUGGCUUUCUGCGGUUGGUGAAACAGACAAGUUGAAAAAAUUUACAAAAGCAUUUGAAGUUUCUGCUGCAACUGCAUUAGAGUGGCUGUAGUAAUACGAAGAUGGGGUUCAUAGAAAUACAUUGCUCCAUGAGAUGUUCAUACUUGGUAGAAAGCAAAAAUUGGUCCCAUCUUCUAGCCAUACAGUUGCAUUCUGAGUUUGCAUAUUUCUUGCCCUUCAUACAAGAUUGUGAUUGCAGAUCCUCGACUUACAUGCAUUUGCAUGGUUGAGACAGUUUUUGAUGCUGACUUUCUAUUCAUGCAAAUCCAUAGUGGGAUGUAGGAGGCUUCAGCACCUUGUGGAGGAUUUGUGAAUUUAGGAUACUCAUCAAAUUAGUUUACCAAUGGACAGCGAGUUGUCCUAGAGCUAUUGUGGACAGACAUUUCAUCAUAAUUUCAAAAGAGUAUUGCAAGUUUAAUUGUAAACCGAAGAAUAUAAUUGUUUUUAGGGUAAAUUUCUGUAUUUCUUUAAUUUUAUAAGGAUAAGAAAAAAUUCAAAUAAAAGAGUGAGUUUAUUGUUGGUUUU